AUGUCAUUAAUAGGGCAGCAUCCAGUAUCAUGGUCCAAGAAUGGCGUAAUCGCAUACGCUGAUCCCCAUUCUCCAGACGCAAAUUUACGAAUAACUUUCCUGGAAACCAUCAAUGGUAUCAAUUGGAGGUUUCAUCCACCCACAAAAUAUAUUCUUCAUCCUCAAUUGCAUGAACCACAAUUUAGUCAUUCAUAUACGCUAAAUACCGCACCUUCUGCAUCUGAGCAUUCAAAUUCAAUGACAAGUUCAACGAUUGGACUCCAUCCAACACCGACUAGGACAGUAACCACUGCCAAUACAACAACAGUUUCGAGUAUACCUCCAUCUGCUGGCACUAGUGUACAUUCCAAGGGUAAUCCACAAUUCUUCUACAGCAUUACAGGUGUGUAUUGGAAUAAUUGGUUAAGUUUACCAGGGGACAUGUUAGCUGUAUGUGAUGAACUUGGAAAUUUAACAAUGAUGAUCGCAGGGCAGCAACCAAAUGGUGCGAACACUUUCGAAAGAUUAACCAUGUUGUUCCAAGAUAAUGUCUACAAGAUUUAUAACCAUGUCAUGUCUUUGAAACCAUCUACGUCUAUACCACUAAUAACUGAAAAAUUUGAAAGGAAACAUACUAAAAAGGAAUAUAAUACUACUAUCAUGGAUUUCGAAUGGCUAAGUGCAACCAAGAUAACUAUGGCGGCUAAAUUUUGCGCAUUAGAUACAACGUCAAAUACUUACAAAAAUAAACUUCAACAAAUUCCACCUUAUGGUGUUUUCCAUCCUGCAUUUAUGAAAUAUGCAUGUCUUGGUAUUCGUAAAAAUGGUCAAAUAAACUUUUGGUACCAAUUCUCGAAUUCAAAAGACCAUAAAAAGAUUACUCUGCAAUUACAUACUUCCGUAAACCAAAGGACGAAAGAAUUAGAUUGGUUAACUUUCGCCAAGAUAACUCCAAUUGUCGAAGAUCAAUGCAUGUUAAUAUCUACUUAUUCCAAAUUAACUAAUAAAUUAAUAUUCUAUGAACUACAUGUGAAUUGGAAUGUCAAUGCAACCAAACCAACAGCUUUAAAUGACCCCACGGUGAAAAUCCAACAGAUUUUAGAAACAACAAUCGACCCAGUUGAUAAUGAAGGUAAUCCUCUUAAAUUAUCAAACAUCCAUAUCAUGUCUAAGACACCUACUGAAAAUGAUCCAUCUCCAGAAAUAUUGUUAGUUUAUGAUAUAAUGGGUUCUCGGAAAACGCUUGUUAAACGAUAUAAACUGGUAAGAACACAAUUACCCUUGGAUUUUGUAUCUAUCUUAAAAUCUGAAAAUAAUUCUGGAGGUGGUCAAUAUCUUAGAUCGAAUAGAUAUAAUUUUAUCCAUCAAGUUGAUCUCCCCUUAGAGAAACGUGUUAAACAAGUCACAACCGAAUUGAUAAAUGGAUUUAUCACAUUUUAUUUUGAAGAUGGCACAACGAUCGUAUAUAACCAAGGUGAUUGGAAAGUAGAAACGGAAAGGUUAUUAAACCAACCUCUCUCAGGGAAUUAUAAUAAUUUAGUUACGUCAAUGCUAAGCGUUAAUUUCCAAUUUCCCAAACUUCCUAAUUUAAGUGCAAUCGAAUGGGUUCGUGUGUCACCGUCAUUAACAGGUAUAAUCGCUAAGAUAGCUAAUAAAUCUACUCCUCAAUAUUUCCCUCUCAUGAAACAUGAUGUGACUGAUACUUCAAAGGAUGAUUUGAACGCGACUGCCUUUGCCUUUGCGUAUGUAAUUGGUACAUAUAGACAACUAUCCGCUGAAGAUUUGACCAUUACAUGUAAAACACAUUUAAUGCAAAUUGCAAAAUUAGAUGAAAACCGAGCAAAAAAUUUCGUAAUGUUGAUUGUAGCACGAAUUUAUACAUUUUUAAAUGUCUCAUUAGAUCCACCAAAGGAAAUCAUGGAUAAGUUUCUGACAGGUAGACAAUUUCAAAGAAUCACAUUAUUUCAAUUGGAAUUAGGCACAUGUUUCGAUGGAAGUAAUUUGGAUGAAAUGGCAAGACUCCUUUUAAAUUUGAAAAGUGCACAUUUCGCAUUUAAUGGCGUUUCAAGAAAUCUACAUUUUGCCAUUGAACAAAUAAAUACAACAAAUGCUGCUCAACAACUUGCAAGUGGUAAGACGUUCCAAACGGUGUUUUCCAAACAAGAUUUGAUCUAUUCUUUGAUCCCAAUUGCUAAAUGGUUUGUAAAAUUUAUUACUUAUAUGAUACAAGAAUUGUUGAUAUUGAUAAAUAAUCCGCCCAAUAAGGAGAACACUUUAGUUAUUGGUGUCUUUGGUUCCAAAGUGUCCAGGAUGUUAAUAUUAUUAAUCCUAGUUGAGAUAAAGAAAAUAGUUCAAAUAAUCACUAAAUUUCCUGAAAAUACCUAUCCAGUCUUGAAUGAAUCCUCAUAUUAUUUGAGGACUGUGCUAAGUGAUUCGCCAGUGAAUUUUGAAAAAUUCGAAACAUUUUUAGUCGAUGUUAAUAAUAAAUUUUCAGCUUAUAAUGAACAACAACAGAAGCUAAAUCCACAAAGUCAAUCUACUCAAAUGUUAAGGGAAUGUUCAUUAUUGGUGCGGGCUGAAGUUCUGCCAGAAUUUUCCAAAAUUGGGGAGUUUCUUUUGGCUUAUUCUAACAAUGUUUUAAUUUCACAUGUAGAUGCGGCAAGAGUUUAUUUCUGCGAUACAAGUGGGUUAAGGAUAUCAAGCACAGAAUUGUUUCGACCUGAAUAUUGCAAAUUAUUGCAACCGUUAGAAAAGGGGUUAGUUAUUGAUCCAGAUGAUAAUCCAAUACUACCGUUAAAUCCUGGUAGAUUUAGUCCGAUGGUAUAUGAUGGAAUUUCCUAUGAUCGAUUUACUAAGCAAGAGGUAUCUGAAGAAAAGAUAAAGAGGUGUGCUAGAUGUGGUUGUGUGACUAGAGCUGGAUAUGUUGUUUCUAAUGAUAAGACCAUUACCUCUACAAUCAUCACUACAAAGAGAUGGCCCAGUAUGUAUACCAGAAAUUGCACAUGCUCUGGGAUGCUUUACGAGCUAAGAAUAUAG
This is a messenger RNA of Naumovozyma dairenensis CBS 421, 3015 nucleotides long. It is a transcript of the gene SIN4, whose product is annotated as Sin4p. The transcript has a single exon. The record is from RefSeq and is a predicted model, not a curated record. Gene Ontology annotation, cellular component: mediator complex. Gene Ontology annotation, biological process: positive regulation of DNA-templated transcription. Lineage: Eukaryota; Fungi; Ascomycota; Saccharomycetes; Saccharomycetales; Saccharomycetaceae. The coding region runs from base 1 to 3015 and encodes 1004 amino acids.